This is a messenger RNA of Larimichthys crocea (large yellow croaker), 2973 nucleotides long. RefSeq names its product cholinergic receptor, nicotinic, alpha 2b (neuronal) (gene chrna2b). Gene Ontology annotation, biological process: monoatomic ion transmembrane transport. The record is from RefSeq and is a predicted model, not a curated record. Gene Ontology annotation, molecular function: acetylcholine-gated monoatomic cation-selective channel activity; transmembrane signaling receptor activity. NCBI's taxonomy places the organism in Eukaryota, Metazoa, Chordata, Actinopteri, Sciaenidae. Bases 668 to 2323 code for a protein of 551 amino acids. The transcript is spliced from 6 exons. Gene Ontology annotation, cellular component: postsynaptic membrane.
CUCAGUUGUGUCCUGUCUCCUCACAGUGGAUGAUGUGCUGUUUUGCGGAUAUAAUAGACAAGAGUGGCCACAACUAAUGCAAUCUAAUCAUGGGAAAGAACUCAUCCUAAACGCUAAAUGGAUUUCAGAGUGUUAGAUCAGGUCAGCAAGGACGCGUAAUUAUUUUGGGCACCAUGCGUAAAAACGUGGAAUUGUUUGGAUAAUACACAAAAACAAACCGGACAGAUUUUUUUUUUUUACUACCGUGAGUUAAUUUCUUAAGGAUAGACAUCUGUAGGAAGCAUUAUGAACUGGCACUAUAGUGCCGCUCCCUGAUUCAGCACCGGGUGAUGAUGGAUAGCUCAGCGACUUAGUGCGCGGACAGACUUGCUGGAGCGCGGACACAAAAGGUCCAAGAGCAGGGCUGGAGUGAGGAGAGGUGACACGUCUAUCGAUGUUGAGCUUUAGUAAACUUAUUCAGCCAGUUUAUCGUCCUACUCACCGCCCGCGCACAGCUUUAACAGUAACAGUAGUGGUGAAGUUGUCCUGAUAUGCCUCCCAGCUGCGAAGAUGACAGAUUUGGCUCACACAUCACGGUUUCAAGAUAACGUUUUGACAGUGGACGGAAACACCUCCACCAGCUCCGUGCUCUCCGGUGAAGUUGGACUUGUUACAAGCAGAGUACAAAAUGGGACAAAACCACCUGUUCUCUGCGAGGACGGCUGUCCUCUGCUCGCUGCUCUUGUGUCAGUCAGUUCUUUGUGACGAGAAGACCCACUCACACGCCGAGGAUGAUCUCUUCAAGACGCUCUUUGCUGGUUACAACAAGUGGUCGAGACCUGUGCCAAACAUCUCUGAUGUGGUCAUUGUCAAGUUUGGACUGUCCAUAGCGCAGCUCAUUGACGUGGAUGAGAAGAACCAAAUGAUGACAACGAAUGUGUGGCUUAAACAGGAGUGGAAUGAUUACAAACUUCGCUGGAGACCGUCUGACUAUGACAAUGUGACGUCCAUAAGGGUGCCAUCAGAGCUCAUCUGGGUACCAGACAUCGUCCUCUACAACAAUGCUGACGGUGAGUUUGCUGUGACCCACAUGACGAAAGCUCACCUGUUCUACAAUGGUAAAGUUCGCUGGGUCCCUCCUGCCAUUUACAAGAGCUCCUGCAGCAUCGACGUCACUUUCUUCCCCUUUGAUCAACAGAACUGCAAAAUGAAAUUUGGCUCCUGGACGUAUGACAAGGCCAAGAUUGACCUGGAGCGUAUUGAAAACACUGUGGACCUGAACAACUAUUGGGAGAGUGGUGAAUGGGCCAUCAUCAACGCUGUGGGGACAUACAAUACAAAGAAAUACGACUGCUGCCAUGAGAUCUACCCAGACAUCACCUACUUCUUCAUCAUUCGAAGGCUUCCCUUGUUUUACACCAUCAACCUCAUAAUCCCCUGUUUGCUCAUCUCUUGUCUCACUGUUUUGGUUUUCUAUCUCCCCUCAGACUGUGGUGAGAAGAUCACCCUGUGCAUUUCAGUGCUGCUGUCCCUCACUGUUUUCCUUCUCCUCAUCACAGAGAUCAUACCAUCCACAUCCCUUGUUAUCCCACUCAUCGGUGAGUACCUCCUCUUCACCAUGAUUUUCGUCACCCUCUCCAUCGUCAUCACCGUCUUUGUGCUCAACGUGCACCAUCGCUCUCCCAGCACUCACAAGAUGCCCCGUUGGGUCCACUCCGUGUUCCUGGACCUGAUCCCACGCUGGUUGUUCAUGCGACGGCCCGCUCCAGAUGGUCGGCGUCGAAGGCUGGUGCUCCUCCAGCAGGAAGCUGUGGCGGAGCAGCGGCAGGGCAGGAUAGCCGGGUACAAAUCUGGCAACUGCCUCAGCACCUCGGCUAACUGGUUAAGAGAUGGCACCAUGUCAGAAGAUCCUGAGAGAAGCAGUUACGAGGAUUUAGAGCUGGGAACUCUGACCUCAUAUUUCUCCUUCCGUCCACCUUCACCCAGACCUCCAGGGACGACUCCUCCACCUCAACAGAAAAACGUACAAAACAGCCAGAACCGACAGGAGGCAAACAGACAGUUAACAGGGGUCAGAAUCAACGCCACUCAGAGGCCAACUAAAGUUGAUAAUACAGUAUCAGACUCAACAUUCCUGCUUUCACCAAGUGUUAUACGUGCUCUGGAAGGAGUGCACUACAUUGCAGACCAUCUGAGGGCUGAAGAUGCUGACUUCAGUGUAAAAGAGGAUUGGAAGUAUGUCGCCAUGGUGAUUGACCGCAUCUUCCUGUGGAUGUUCAUUAUAGUGUGCCUGCUUGGGACCAUUGGCCUCUUCCUACCCCCUUGGCUAGCUGGCAUGAUCUAGCUCUUGUGAGAAAGUGUGAAGAGAAAGAAAAUCCAUAAUUGUGACUAGUUAGUGAAGUUUGACAUUCAAAAUGUAGCUGAAGUCAAGACUGGGAAUGUGACUCAAGUUUGUGCAACACACCAUGUUAGCCUCAUGAGGCUAUAAAGCUCUUUACAGACCACCAAACCAAAAUUUUGCUAUUUCUCCUUAUAACUAGUGGGGCAAAAAUCAAAAGGGUUUAUCCUCUCAACAGUUAUAUCUCAGAUAUCUCAGACUAAGCUUGUCAGGCUCAGCUGUUUUGACUUGGCUCAACUUUCAUCUGUCUUAGGCUGCACAGCUCAGGUGUACUUCCUCAACCUCACCUGUAAUGUUACUUGGUUGUUUUUAACCUGGAUGCUAACAUUAGCACGUAAACAUGCUCAGAAUCGGCAGUCGUUACUUAUCUAUUGGACGUCAUCAUGCUAAUCUUUAGCACAGAAGAUCUGGCAUGUUAGCAUGCUAAUGUUAGCAUGCUAACAUACUAUGUUAAAUUAUAUUGUCUGUUUAGCAUGUUGGUUAGCGUGACAUGCUAGUCAAAAAAGCAUGGUGCCAGCAUCAGUGUUGGGUAAAGUGUUACAGUAAUGUGAUUGCUUUUUUUUCUGUAGUUUGAAGAGUUGUAAUUUAAAAUUAAG